AUGUACAUCUGCAAUCAUCACAGCAGAUGAAUCUCAAGUAAUUGGCCAAACAAAAUAUCACGAGCUAAAUAGAUAUCGGCUAUAUUUUCCAAGAAAAAAGGCAGUUGAAAUCGGAUUUCUAGGGUUCUAGACCAAAACCCAUAGCAGACCUAGCACCAAUCGGUCAAAAAGACGAAGCCACAUCCGCGCUAUUGGCUUAGUAACUCGCAAAAGCCCCAUAACAAAUCAAAGAGCAAAAGCAGCAGCCAGAAUAAUAAUUAUUAUUAUUACAAAAAGAAUCCUCACCUUGGUGAGGUUCACGUAGAAGAAUAGAGGCUUCUUGGUGUUGGAGACCUGGAUUCGGUUCUUCUUGUGCAGCUCCGUAAUCACCAGGUUGUUCACCCCCUCCAUCACCUUCUCCAUCUCCGCCACCGCCUCCUGCUACCCGGGGAACAGAUCGGGAUGACGGAUUGGAGAUGGAAGUACUUCCUUGACGAGGAUCUAGUCCCACAUCACCGUGUCCAGCACCAGCUCCUCCAUCAUCGCCUCCGAGAAUGGGGGCGCUACCUGCGCGGCGGCCGGCUUCCCCUUCUCAAGAUUUCUAGAACACGCGAGAGAGGAGAGUCCACAGGAGACGAUAAUCUGUUGUUGUCCGAUCCCAAUCCGUCGCUCCUCAUCGUCUGACGACACCGGAGGCCACCGCUGCCCAUUCCCACCAUCCGAACAUGAUCCUAUGGCCAUCAUCUUCUGAAUGACGUGGAUCAACCAACAAGCGCGCUUGGUACGCGCUUUAGUAUUAUAAGAUGGUUUACAUUAGGCACUUAAUAAAUAUAGAGAAACCUUGGGUCUCCAUAUACAUGUUCAAUGCAUCCAAGGAUAGAGAAAUAGCCAGCACAUAAUAGUUUCAGAUUGACAGCGCUAAUCAAAAUUCAUGAACACCAGUAAAUUGCUAGAAACUAGAAUCACAUGAAAUAUAUGUAUCUUGUAUGUUCGGUUCCACCAUUCUGUGUGUGUGCCCUCUAUUCAUCUUGUUGGAUAUGUAAUGAUGCCGGUUCAAUUGUAGAGAGCAGAAUAUCACUCUUGCUAAACAAAACAAAAAACUAUUAGAUAAGACCUCGGGAUAAGUUUGGAAAAUGCAGUGCUAAGUGCAAUCUAUAUUGCGCGAUAGCCUGCCGGUAGCUUGAAAUGUUUUUCUCCCCUCACCCAUCUGUGGCCAAUAUGUAUUUGGAAUGAUUUAAUUUAUGAAGUUUGCUGAAGGUUAAUGGCUUUUGGCCUUUUGCAUUAUUAUUCUUGCUCGAGCAAUUCCCCUAAUUCUGUACCAGGAUAAUCAAGUAAGUGAAAGCCUCUUUUCUCUUAUUUAACACGUCACUAGAACAUCUGGAGGACAUUUCUUAUGUGUAGUUAUCAAACACACAAAUGGGAUAAAAAAAGUGAAGCAUAGAAGGAAGAAAAAAAGAAGUUGAUGGUGACCUCAAUGUGUUUGCUUUUUCUUAUUUUUUUUGGAGAAUAUGGUAUUUGGGGUUAAUAUUUGGUAGAUUUCGUUCUCGUGUUGUAGCUGUGCUAAAAAAAUCAUAACAUGUUUUUGUUGUCUAGCGGGUGUAUAUACUAUAUUGCACACCUCCAUUUUCCAUGGUUAACUGUUUACAUUAUUGAUGAUGUGGAGAUUUAAUUGUUGAACGUUUGAAUUGGGUAGAAUAUUAAAUGAAAAUGAUCAGAUCUAUUAAAUUAGGAGAAGAUCGCUUCUUUCUAGCCAUGUUCUUCUAUUGUUUUACUUUGGAAACUAGAAUCUGUAUCCUUUGUCGACUUCCUUAAAUAGUUGGUGUUCAGUGAAGUUUUCCCUAUCGUCUAUAAAAAAUAGCUGAUCAGUAAAUCUAGAGAAGAUCAUCACUGCAAGUCAGAGUUGAUUUCUACUGGCGAUGGUUUUUGGUUGCCUGGAGUAGUAACCUUCCUCUUAUCAUUUGUGAUAUCUGUUUGGUGAUGCUAUUUGGUUAGUGGAUGAGUUAAGCUGGAACUCUGUGGAAGUGGGGUUGCGACGAGAAAAUGGCUUCUCCAUUGCACAAUUGUUGGUGCAUCCACUUUAGAUAAUGUCAAUGAAUGGAAAUGGAAACUGCACAUGCUUCUCCGGAAUGAUGAUGAGCAAGAGAUUAUCUCAAGGGAAAGAAAGGAUAGGCGAGAUUUUGAACAACUUGCCCAACUGGCUGAUCGAAUGGGCUUAUACAGCCGUCAGUAUUCUAGGAUUGUUGUGUUUAGUAAGGUUCCAUUGCCUAAUUAUAGAUCAGAUCUUGAUGACAAAAGACCUCAGAGAGAGGUAUCUAUACCUGCUGGCUUGCAAAGAGAAGUUGAUGCAUUGCUUGCAGAUUAUCGUGCACGAAAGAGAAUGAACAGUGGGAGCUUUACUAAUGCAGCCUUCUCAAGGUCAAGCAGCACAGACAGUUUUGCAACUGAUGAAGGCUUUUUUGAGCAGCAAGAUAAUCAGACUUCAACUAAUGCUGUUAUGGAGAGAAUUCAAAGAAGGAAAAGCCUACAGUUGCGCAACCAGCAGGCUGCUUGGCAGGAAUCAAGUGAAGGUCAAAGCAUGAUGGAGUUUCGCCACAGUCUUCCUUCUUAUAAAGAAAGAGAAACAUUAUUGGAAGCUGUAUCUCAGAACCAGGUUGUUGUAGUUUCAGGUGAAACAGGCUGCGGCAAGACAACACAGCUACCGCAAUACAUUUUAGAAUCUGAAAUAGAUGCUGCUCGUGGUGCUAGUUGCAGUAUUAUUUGCACUCAACCAAGGCGAAUAUCAGCUAUCUCUGUUUCCGAAAGAGUUGCUGCUGAAAGAGGCGAAAAAAUCGGUGAAUCGGUUGGGUACAAAGUUCGAUUGGAAGGGAUGAAAGGAAGGGAUACACGCCUUCUUUUCUGCACCACUGGGGUCCUGUUGCGGAGAUUGCUGGUGGAUAGAAGCCUGAAAGGUGUUACCCAUGUUAUUGUUGAUGAAAUCCAUGAGCGGGGCAUGAAUGAAGAUUUCCUACUUAUUGUCCUCAAGGAUCUUCUUCCACGCCGUCCCGAGCUAAGGCUUAUAUUGAUGAGUGCAACUCUUAAUGCUGAGCUGUUCUCUUCAUACUUUGGUGGAGCACCCAUGAUACAUAUACCUGGUUUUACAUAUCCUGUCCGGACUCAUUUUCUAGAAGAUAUCCUUGAAUCUACUGGUCACCGAUUGACUCCGUACAACCAAAUUGAUGACUAUGGUCAAGAAAAAAGUUGGAAGAUGCAAAAGCAAGCUUUAAGGAAGAGGAAGAGUCAAAUUGCUUCUGUUGUGGACGAUGCAGUUGAAGCUGCUGAUUUGAGGAACUAUAGUUCACAAACUCGUGACUCGCUAUCCUGUUGGAAUCCUGAUUCAAUUGGUUUCAAUUUAAUUGAAAAUGUAUUAUGCCAUAUUUGUCAAAAGGAAAGACCUGGUGCUGUUCUUUUAUUUAUGACUGGGUGGGAUGACAUUAAUGCACUAAAAGAGCAGCUGCAAGCAAACCCGCUGCUUGGAGAUCCUAGCAAAGUUUUGCUGCUCGCAUGUCAUGGUUCAAUGGCUAGCUCAGAGCAGAAACUAAUAUUUGAGAAGCCUGAGCCUGGAGUAAGGAAAAUAGUUAUUGCCACUAAUUUGGCUGAAACCAGUAUUACUAUCAAUGAUGUAGUGUUUGUUGUUGACUGUGGAAAAGCAAAAGAGACUUCUUAUGAUGCACUGAAUAAUACUCCCUGUUUACUUCCAACCUGGAUCUCCAAGGCUUCGGCCAGACAAAGACGGGGAAGAGCUGGCCGAGUCCAACCAGGGGAGUGCUACCAUCUUUACCCACGAUGUGUAUAUGAUGCAUUUGCUGACUACCAGUUACCAGAACUUCUGAGAACUCCUCUCCAAUCCCUCUGUUUGCAAAUAAAAAGCCUGAGGCUGGGAAGUAUAUCAGAAUUUUUAUCCAGAGCUUUGCAGUCACCAGAGUCUCUAUCGGUACAAAAUGCCAUUGAAUAUCUCAAAGUCAUUGGAGCAUUUGAUCAAAAUGAAGAGUUGACAAUUCUAGGAAAGCACUUGUCUAUGCUUCCAGUUGAGCCUAAGUUAGGCAAGAUGCUUAUUUUGGGGGCUAUUUUUAAUUGUUUGGAUCCCAUAUUAACCAUUGUUUCUGGACUUAGUGUGAGAGAUCCAUUUUUGACUCCAUUCGACAAGAAGGAUCUUGCAGAAUCAGCUAAGUUACAGUUUUCAUGCCGAGACUACAGUGAUCAUCUUGCACUUGUUCGUGCAUACGAGGGAUGGAGAGAGGCUGAAAGAGAUCGUGCUGGCUAUGACUACUGCUGGAAAAAAUUUCUUUCCAUGCAAACCUUGAAAGCCAUAGAUUCCCUUCGGAGGCAGUUUCUCUAUCUUCUGAAGGAUACUGGUUUGGUUGAUGAAAACAUGACUUUGUGCAAUAAAUGGAGUCGUGAUGAAAAUCUAGUUCGGGCAGUAAUUUGUGCAGGGCUAUAUCCAGGUGUUUCGUCUGUUGUGAACAAGGAGAAAUCAAUUUCUCUCAAGACAAUGGAAGAUGGACAGGUCAUGCUUUAUUCGAGUUCAGUUAAUGGUAAAGAAGCUAAGAUUCCAUUCCCCUGGCUAGUGUUCAAUGAGAAGGUGAAGGUGAAUUCUGUUUUUCUCCGGGAUUCAACUGCUAUAUCUGAUUCUAUAUUAUUGCUCUUCGGAGGCAACAUACAACAAGGGGGCCUGGACGGACACUUGAAAAUGCUUGGAGGUUAUCUGGAGUUCUUCAUGAAUCGUGAUCUUGCAUCGACUUAUUUGAGCCUCAAGAGUGAACUUGAGAAUUUAAUCCAUUGCAAGCUCCAAAACCCGAGGAUGGACAUUCAUACCAGUGAAGAGCUGUUAUCAGCCAUCCGUUUGCUGGUCACAGAGGACCCAUGCAGUGGUCGCUUUGUCUAUGGACGACAGGAGCCAAGAUUGAAGAAAGCAAAGACAAUGCUCUCAUCAGCCUCCAUGAGCACCGGAGGUGGGCACGGAGGGGAGAAUCCCAAGAAUCAACUCCAGACCCUUCUAACCCGGGCUGGCCAUGACAAUCCGUCCUACAAGACGAAGCAAAUCAAGAACAGCCUCUUCAGGUCUACAGUUGAGUUCAACGGCAUGCAGUUCGUCGGGCAGCCGUGCGCCAACAAGAAGCUCGCGGAGAAGGACACAGCGGGAGAGGCGUUGAACUGGCUCAUGGGAGAUGGCGUAGGAGCGCCCACUGACUCGAGGGAUGCCCGAGACUUGGAUCACAUGUCUACGCUGCUGAAACCGCCACGCAGGAGGCGGCAUAGCCAUCGUCGGAGUUGAUUAGAGGUGGCAUAUUUUUUCCAAUUUAUGUAGCAAUCGUCAAGCAUAGUAGAGCAUAGAAGCUCGCAAGAAAAAUAAUUGUAGAUUAGCACUUGGAACAUAGCAAUACUUUUUGAGGGAGAGUGCCUGGGAAUUUUAGAGCGCGGUGCAGCCUGGGCAGCGAUGUGUGAUGACGUAGCAGAGGAAAACCAGAGAGGACAGACUGUAACAUUGCAGGAAGGGUAAUCCAUUUUUCGUUGGAGAUAAUAGGAUCUAUUCAUACAAUGACUUGAAGACUUACUUGCACGAUUGUAAAACUAGAGCUAUGGAAAAACAUGGAAUUCCAGUAUUCCCAGGCGCCACAACAAUUAAGAGGGUUGAAGUAUAGUUGAAGGCUA
Molecule: messenger RNA, 5667 nt
Organism: Phragmites australis (common reed)
Lineage: Eukaryota; Viridiplantae; Streptophyta; Magnoliopsida; Poales; Poaceae
Product: DExH-box ATP-dependent RNA helicase DExH3-like
Exons: 19
Coding region: 2093-5290 (1065 amino acids)
Cellular component (GO): intracellular anatomical structure; nucleus
Molecular function (GO): RNA binding; ATP binding
Source: RefSeq, a predicted model, not a curated record